AUUACCUACUGCAAAUUUGUUAAUAAUGUCAAACCUAUUAACACGAACCAAUUUACAUUCUUUUUCAAUAUCAUUGAAUUAGUGAAAUGUGAAUAUAAAAGCCAAAACUUCGAUACAUUGUAGAGCACUCAUUAGGCGAAAAUGCAGUUUGUAAUUAUAGUUCUUCUGUUUUCCGCAAAGGCUUUGGCACAAUUUCCAAAUGGAAGAAGUCUGGAAGGCCCAGUACCAGAAAUGUGCGCUCAGAGAACUAUUCACGAAACAUCGCCCCUUGGUCAGAACUACUUCUACCAAUGGAGAGAAAAACUUGAUGAUGAAGACUGGUUGGGAGUGAGAAACUUCUGCCGAACGCGUUGCAUGGACGCGGUGUCUUUGGAAACAAAGGCAGAAAACGACUGGAUUAAAGACAAAAUCAAAAAUGAAUACAUUGAGGAAAUCUGGACUUCAGGCAGGUUGUGUGAUUUCAAGGGUUGCGAUCGACCGGAUUUAUUGCCUGUUGAGGUUAAUGGUUGGUUCUGGACUGCCAUUUUUCAGAAAUUAGCCCCUACGACUGAUAGAGAAUCCAACGAUUGGUCUUUUACAGGAGGAAAUGAGGUCCAGCAACCAGAUAACAGGGAGUUUGCAUUAAAAGGGAAACCUGAGAACUGCUUAGCGAUACUAAAUAACAGGUACAAUGAUGGGAUUCAUUGGCAUGACGAAGUUUGUAGCCGCAGAAGGCCAUUUAUUUGUGAGGACAGUGAAGAGUUGUUGAGAUAUGUAAAAUAUAUCAGACCAGACCUGAACACCAAUUAGGAAAGUAUUGAACAGGCAAAAAUUGUUGUUUGAAUUGUAUUAUAUUGUACCCCAAAAUAAUUAAACCUGACCUUGUUUUUUUAUUAUUUAACAUUGCUGUAAUAUUUUCUUUUGCUUAAUAUUUGGAGCUCUGUUUGGCAGACUAUUGAAUAUUUUAAUAAAAUUAAUGUCACUCCCA
Dendroctonus ponderosae (mountain pine beetle) is the source of this 967-nucleotide messenger RNA. RefSeq lists its product as uncharacterized. The transcript has 4 exons. Bases 142 to 789 code for a protein of 215 amino acids. The record is from RefSeq and is a predicted model, not a curated record. NCBI's taxonomy places the organism in Eukaryota, Metazoa, Arthropoda, Insecta, Coleoptera, Curculionidae.